Aspergillus mulundensis is the source of this 921-nucleotide messenger RNA. Its product is annotated as phytanoyl-CoA dioxygenase family protein. The transcript has 2 exons. The coding region runs from base 1 to 921 and encodes 306 amino acids. The record is from RefSeq and is a predicted model, not a curated record. NCBI's taxonomy places the organism in Eukaryota, Fungi, Ascomycota, Eurotiomycetes, Eurotiales, Aspergillaceae.
AUGGCGAUCGAACUCCCACAGGUCCAGCGCAUCGACCGCUCAGACGAGUCGGCCAUCAUUCAGGCCAUCAUUCGAGAUGGGUGUUGCAUUAUCAAGAACUUCACGGACGUGGACACAGUCAACAAAGUCAACGAAGAGACCCGGCCAUAUCUCGAAGCAGAUAAGCCGUGGAAGGGAGACCUGUUUCCUCCAGAAACUCGACGAUGCACAAACCUCGUGGGAAGAAGCAAGACUGUACGGGACAAAUGGAUUGUCGACCCUCUCAUCCGCAAGAUAACAAGCACCUUCAUUGACAAGACCACCUCCAAUUAUUAUGGCGAGACCAAACACACAUAUACCAGCGAAGCCAUCCUCUCCAUCGCCAUGACCUUUGACAUCGGCCCCGGUGCAAAAGCCCAGCGUCUUCACCGGGACGACAAGAACUUCCAUGUUGACCACGAAGACCAAACAAAGACCGGCUACCGAGUUGGUUCAGACGUUAUGAUGAACUUUAUGGUUCCUGGCGUCAAGACCACGUUCGAAAACGGCGCCACCCUAGCCAUUCCAAGCUCACAUGUCUGGGGAUCUGACCGAGUUCCCAAGGUCGAAGAAGCAGUUUGUGCUGAGAUGGACGUCACGGAUUGCUGGGUGAUGCUAGGAGGGCUAUACCAUGCUGGAGGAGCGAACAUUACCCAGGACGAGCACAGAAUUCUCAACGGCUUCUUCUUCUGUCGGGGCUUCUACCGCCAGGAGGAGAACCCGUAUCUUUGCAAUUCGACCGCCGAUGUGCUUUCUUGGUCGCCAGAGGUGCAAAGGAUUAUGGGCUAUGAACUGUCGAGCCCAAACAUCGGAUUUGUCCAUUUCAAGAAACCUUUGCAGCAUCUCCGAGGGGAUGAUAUGGAUGAGUUUGGUGACUUUGAUGCUUCACAAGAAGCGAAAUAG